Lactuca sativa (garden lettuce) is the source of this 1566-nucleotide messenger RNA. RefSeq names its product protein FAR1-RELATED SEQUENCE 7-like. The record is from RefSeq and is a predicted model, not a curated record. Gene Ontology annotation, molecular function: zinc ion binding. Lineage: Eukaryota; Viridiplantae; Streptophyta; Magnoliopsida; Asterales; Asteraceae.
AUGGAUCAGGUUGAAUUAAACCCAACAAUCCCUGGGAAAGCUUUAAAAGAGCAACUGCAAAAGGAAUAUCAAGUGGGUUUCUCUAUACAUCAGAUUUUUAGGGCUAAAUCUAAUGCAAAAAAACAAGUGCAAGGGGAUUACAGAAAACAGUAUGAGGUUCUCAGAGAUUAUAUCUUAGAGCUACAGUCUACCAAUCCAGAUACAACUGUGAAGUUAGAAUUUGAGUCUGAACCUAACUCCAAUGCCACCUUAAGGAGAUUUAAAAUAAUUUAUGUGUGUCUGGGUGGAAUGAAGAAAGGGUUUAGAGCUUGCCUGAGGGAUUUUCUUGGUUUUGAUGGGGCAUUUAUGAAGGGCCCUUUCCCAGGACAGAUAUUUACUGCAGUUGGGGUAGACUCAAACAAUGGAAUAUACCCCCUGGUUUAUGCUAUUAUUGAGUCUGAGAAUACUCAAAGCUGGAAAUGGUUUCUUGAGAUUUUAGGAGAUGACUUAGACCUAUAUGCAAACUCAAACUUCACAUUUAUAAGUGAUAGACAAAAGGGUUUACAGGCAGCCAUUGCUCAGUUGUUUCCAUGUGCUGAGCACAAAUAUUGUCUCAGGCAUAUACAUGAUAAUAUGAAGAGAACAUGGAGAUCCAAUGAACACAAAGAACACUUGUGGAAUUGUGCCACAGCAACAACAGUCCAAGAGUUCAACCACUUAAUGAAUGAAUUCAACUUAUUUGACAAGGAUGCAUAUAAUUGGUUGAAGCAGAUCCCCCCACAACACUGGGCAAGAAGCCACUUCACAGGGAGAGCAAUAUCAGAUAUGCUUUUAAAUAAUCUUUGUGAAGUUUUCAACAACAAAUUGGUUGAAGGAAGGGAUAAGCCACUAAUAACUUGCUUGGAGUACAUCAGGGAAUACAUGAUGAAAAGAAUCUGCAAUGUAAUCAAGGUGCAAAAUAAGUGUGUAGGGCCUCUAACUCCUUCUGCAACAAACAUUAUGGACAAAAAUGUCUAUUUGGCAUCUCAGUACACAACUAGGUGGAAUGGUUCAGACAAAUACCAAGUGAAAGGGCCAUGGCAGGAUCAACAAGUUGUUGACAUGGCAGAAAGGGUAUGCAGCUGCAGGAAGUGGGAAUUAACUGGCCUCCCUUGUAAACAUGUCAUAGCUGUCCUAAAUGAUAAAGCAGAUAAUGGUGAAAAGAUUGGAGAGUUACACACUUAUGUCCACAGGGUGCAUUGGCUAGAAACUUGGAAAGCAGCUUAUGUUCAUAAGGUAGAGCCUAUUAAAGGGAGAGCAAUGUGGCCUAUAAGUGAUUGCCCAAUUAAAAUCACCCCUCCUCUGCACCAUAAUCAGCCUGGGAGACCCAAGAAAAAGAGAAGGCAAUCUGCAGGGGAGAGAAGCCAGAAGAAAGGAGAGAAUGGUAAUGGUGCUAGUGGGAGUCAAACUGAUGGGGCUAGUGGGAGUCAAACUCAUGCUGCAAGUGGGAGUGGGAAGUUAACAAGGAAGUUUAUUAGUGUGACUUGCAGCAAGUGUAAAAAUAAAGGGCACAAUGCUAGAACUUGCAAGGGCCAAGUAGGAAAUUGA